AUGGAAAACCAAGUAUCUAUAAUUGAAGAUGAGGUGCUAAUAAAGAACUUCAUCAGCCUCCAGACCUCCCCACUCCACCCCCCUCCUCCAUCCAGCCAAGCUCAGAGAGAGGCUGAUAUGGAGAGUAACAAUGUCGAAGCCAGAGGUUCUCCAAAAAUAAAAAGUAGGUUGGCUACAUACCUUAUUCUGCAAAACCAACUCCUCCCUAUUGCUCAAACACCAAAAUCACAGCCACUCUCACAAUCUCUUGCCAUAACUAACAUGAAAAAGUUCACUGAAUACUGGGAUGAACUCUUGGGAACUGCUGAUGGAAGCGGUGCACCAUUUCUUGAAGCAAAAGUUUAUUCAUGUAAUGCUUCUCAACUUCAGGAAGGAGAUCUUCCAUUUGUUCCUAAAACAGUGGAAGAUUCGAAGAAUGAUUAUAAUAUCAAUGAUGAUUGUUCUGAUAUUCUUGUUGUUAGUGAUUCCAUGGUUAUUGCAGCUCACAAUGAGGAUGCAAAUGUUGCUCUAGUUGGCCACACAGAGGAAAGAGCUGCUUUGCUUCCAAAGGGAUCAAAAAGUGAUUUUCUUUCUCUCCUUGGAAACAACAAAGAUGCCAAGUAUCCCAUUUACAUGACAGGUCCAUUACCUUACACCCUCCUCUGCACAUCAGUGAUAGAUCUAGAUGAACAAACCAUCUCAAUCAUAGAAGGGAUCCCAAAGGAAACAGAGGCCACCUUUGUUUUCUCAAUGUCUUCACAGUAA
Messenger RNA from Fraxinus pennsylvanica, 744 nucleotides. NCBI's taxonomy places the organism in Eukaryota, Viridiplantae, Streptophyta, Magnoliopsida, Lamiales, Oleaceae. The record is from the annotation of a GenBank genome assembly.